Messenger RNA from Sclerotinia trifoliorum, 1109 nucleotides. The record is from the annotation of a GenBank genome assembly. Lineage: Eukaryota; Fungi; Ascomycota; Leotiomycetes; Helotiales; Sclerotiniaceae.
UACAUACAUUGCAUAUUUCAUCGCUCUCUCGCAAACAUCCAUUUUCAUCCCAAUACUUUCAUCGUUCUUUCGUUGAGCGCCCCUGAGGCCGCCGUAUCGUUUUAGUAAUAUCAAUAUUUAAUCAUUCUUCACACAUCAUACACGCUAUGCAUUUAAGUACGAUUGUAUCAUUGGUUUUAAGCUUCGCUGCUUUGAGCAUCGCAAGUGAGUAUCAAAAUACCUUACAUUUUUAGCACUCAUAACAAGGUCCAGGCCCAUAUCCUCACCAGGUCCCGGAGACUGUUGAGAAUAUUGAAAGAGGCUUGGUGUAUAACCCUAGAAGCUCGGGACAUCGAACGAACUCGAACAAUGUGAUUAUUAUCACGAAAACAAAAGAGGAGCAGUUGACGGAAGUUUCACGAGGACGCGAAAUCCAGCUCACAAAGUUGGUUCAAGAGCGACUUGUCAUCAUUGAUCAAACACAAGUUGCUCGAGACAACGUUAGGAGAAAUCAUUUCAGAAAUUUGAACUCGCAGCGGGUAUGUUCUUUCAUUGAAGUGGGACUAAAAAGCACUGAUUGAUGUAUUUCCCAGAACACUGUUAUCAUCGUUGUCACCCAAAUUAUCGAUGCUCGGGACACAUCAAGCAAAAACAUUAGAUAUAUGACACAUCAAGUUCAGGCAGACAAUCAAGCCCGUGAUACUCAAUUUGUUAUGGUGCAUCAAGCUCAGCAAAUGACUAUCAAUGGUGCAUCCCAAACAGGAUCUUUACCUCAAGGCACUAGCUUUCCGGCUUCCUCUUCCGUUGAGACGUAUGAUUCCAAUGCAGCACCAUCAGUAUCAAACGUUAGCCAAAUCUUACCAGUAAACGCAGAAGCUCCAAGUUUUGCAGGUGUAAAACAAUUCAAAGAUCCAGCUAUGAUCAUCGAGGAGAACCAGAUGGCGAUUGUGAAUUUUGCGAGUGCCAGAGGAAAUUGAUUUAGGGUUAUCUAUGUAUCUCGGGCUCAUGUUAUGCUUCGUGAAGGAUGGCUGUUGGGGGGGACGUUGCUACCCAGACAUAUUUUGGUAGAUCCAUACUUGUGUGACGCAUCGUCCCAUUGAAGGGGGACUUGGUAACUCAAACACUGAAUC